Messenger RNA from Cylindrotheca closterium, 729 nucleotides. The record is from the annotation of a GenBank genome assembly. Lineage: Eukaryota; Bacillariophyta; Bacillariophyceae; Bacillariales; Bacillariaceae.
AUGUCCUACAGUGAAAGCUCAAACGAUGCCAGACCUCAAAGCAUCGUACAUCACAUUGGACGUCUGGGCUCCAAGAUCACCACGCCCAUCUUCAUCUCCAAGUGCCGAAAGCGCAUGAGAAUGCAACGAAAGCUACAAGAAGAUUCGAUGAUAUCCUCCAAACAGGCCGUCACCGCAUCCGUAAGCGAAGCCAUGGAUAGCACCCAAAUAAGUGUGGCAGUAUCCGAUGAUACCAGCUCUUACUCGCCAGGAGACUACCAUACAAUGGAUAGCGACGAUUCGUUCUCCUUCUGCUUCAGCGACAUUGAUGAAGACGAUACGGAAGACGAAAGUCUUUUCGAAACACUGGACCAAAACGAAUUUCUAGUUGAAUGUUUCGUCACCAACGGGCAAAGCGACGUUGUUUUCUUGGUUCACUUCUUCAACCAAGAAACAUCCAUUUCCGAUGCUAUUGAAGAUAUCUUGUCAAUACGAGUCCUCGAGACCAACUCCAGGUGUGAAUGUCGAAGGAUCAACUCUAAGAGCGCGCCACUCUUUACAUCCAAGCUAUACAUCGAUCCCGAACAACCUACCGUAGUUGCAAUCAAAAAUGGCAAAAUCCUCAGCAAAGUUUCAGACAUCUCGUCAUCUCAAUGCACAGAAGUGGACCAAUGGUUGGCGAGAACGAGAAUACUGAAAAGCAACAUUGCAUCCAGCGACACUUUUCCAGGCUUAUCCACCAAGAUAUAG